AUGCGUUAUGCACGCACGGCCAGCCUUGUGGCUAGCCUGGCAGCCGGUGUCAGCUCCCUCAGCAUCAAUAUUACUGCCGGCCUCCCAGGUUUCAGCAGCUGCCCUAGCUUCAACGAGAGUCUUCCUGACUACAAUUGCUAUCCUGACUGCCUCGCUCCUUCGAUCUCGCCGUCUGAGCCUAUAUCUUUCGGCUCUCACUACACGAUCCUCAACGUUGACAUGAUCAGUGCCGUCGCAGGUGGCAUCGUCAAGACUCCACCUGGUUGCAAGUGGAUCCAGAACAAUCAAGACUGGAUGGGAGCGGUUCACUCGCAGACGCCUGCACCGCUCUCCAUCUGGACUAGGAUCUACCACGCCUCUGCUCGCAAGCCGGAGAUUACCACCAACACCCCAUGGGCUGGUGAGGCAGGUAUGCUUGGAGAUAGCAGUGAUCCCCUUACCCAGAUCUACUCCGAGUUCAAGCCAGAUCCAGUCAACGACGUUGUGCUUGGGAAGUCGAGAUACUAUGCUGGUUCUGGAAACUCGCUGGAGACCAUACUUGAGGCACAAGGGAUCGACACUGUCAUCUUCAGCGGCAUCAGGACAAGCGGUGCCCUCUUGACCACUAUGUACCGCUUCUUUGACUUGGACUACAAGGUCUACCUGAUCAUGAACAACACUAUCGAGCUUCCUCAGCCAUACGGCGGUGGUCAGUCGGCUAAUAAUGCUCUGCUCCAAACCAUUUGCCCGGUUAUUCCGAUCAAUGUCAUCACCAUUGAGCAAGCUAUGGCGGGACUCAAGUCAAGUGGUCCAGCUGUGUGGUGA
Fulvia fulva is the source of this 804-nucleotide messenger RNA. RefSeq lists its product as uncharacterized. Bases 1 to 804 code for a protein of 267 amino acids. NCBI's taxonomy places the organism in Eukaryota, Fungi, Ascomycota, Dothideomycetes, Mycosphaerellales, Mycosphaerellaceae. The record is from RefSeq and is a predicted model, not a curated record. The transcript is spliced from 2 exons.